AGAAGCUCCCAGUCAGCGUUCGCUUGGCCGCCCUGGAAGAGGCCGCGCGCCUGUCCCCCCCUCCCCUGAGCUGCUCCUUUUCCUGCUUCACGACAAUCAUGUCAUUGAGAGCAUGUGGCUUGAUUAUCUUCAGGAAGCUGCGUGAGAAAUCGUCUGCUUCCGCUGCUGGGAACAACAUUGAGUACCUUCUCCUGCAGACAUCCUAUGGGUCUCAUCACUGGACCCCUCCGAAAGGCCACGUUGAUCCUGGGGAAGAUGACUUGCAGACUGCCCUCCGGGAGACGCAGGAGGAGGCUGGGCUGGACUCCACUCAGUUCACCAUCAUUGAUGGGUUUAAAAAGGAGCUGAACUACACAGUGAAUGGCAAAGCCAAAACCGUCAUCUACUGGCUGGCUGAAAUGAAGGACAGCAACACGGAGGUCAAGCUCUCAUCGGAGCACCAGGCCUUUUGCUGGCUGACCCUCAAUGACGCUUGCAGGCUUGCAGAGUUCAAGGAAAUGCAAAGUGCCUUUAGGGAGGCACACAACUUUCUCUGCUCCAAAGGCUGAAUGCUCCAGGGGAUGCAGGAGUGGGGUUUUGUUUUUUUUAACUGAAAGUUUAACUG
Messenger RNA from Lacerta agilis (Sand lizard), 604 nucleotides. RefSeq names its product nudix hydrolase 2 (gene NUDT2). Gene Ontology annotation, molecular function: bis(5'-nucleosyl)-tetraphosphatase (asymmetrical) activity. NCBI's taxonomy places the organism in Eukaryota, Metazoa, Chordata, Lepidosauria, Squamata, Lacertidae. The coding region runs from base 99 to 548 and encodes 149 amino acids. The transcript is spliced from 3 exons. The record is from RefSeq and is a predicted model, not a curated record. Gene Ontology annotation, biological process: AMP biosynthetic process; ATP biosynthetic process.